UGGACAUUCCACUUCUACGGCACAUCACCAUCCAAACCAUUACUUCGAAAAUGCAUGUGACAUUCCCCGCCCUUAUGGCCGUUGCCACCUUGGCCAGCCGCGCCGCGGCCGUCGACGUCGGUCUUAUGGUCGACCAGAAUUGUGCGGGCGUGGCUGUCUUUUGCACCGGGGUCAACCCAAACACCUGCUGCGCCGACGGCAGGGAUUUCUGGGGCGCGAAGCUGCAGUACAUACCUAAGGAAUGGAACCUUGAGUUGCGGGCGCACAGAAGGGACAGCAGUUUAUGCGGCCCUAUUGUUGAGAUCGGGGAAAGCCGUGGCUCAGUCGCCAUGUGUCGCCCUAGCGCCUCUAAACAGGUGACCGGCUCGGGGUAUAGUUUCCGUAACUGGAAGCGGGAGGACGAGGUGGCAGAGACUGUGGGCGCCGAUACCAAUGGGCCGUGCCAGCGGCCUGAUCUCCUCCGCCUUGGCGACGGUACCGAGUAUAAUCUCACGGAGCUGUCAGAUGAGCAGUACAAUGAAGUGCUCGAGGUCAGCAUUGCCGAUGGAGGAGUCACCAACGAGGUCCCGGAGUACAUGGCGAAGUACCGCCACUAGAGGGCUGACAGCGUCCUUCCUAUUGGCAUCAUGACUGCCGACUCGAGGCUAUAAUGGACAUACCGAAAUACGAAAGUACGGGAGAGCAGAGGACAGAUCAGAUAGAGCUAUCAUUCCUCG
This is a messenger RNA of Microdochium trichocladiopsis, 716 nucleotides long. RefSeq lists its product as uncharacterized. The record is from RefSeq and is a predicted model, not a curated record. Lineage: Eukaryota; Fungi; Ascomycota; Sordariomycetes; Xylariales; Microdochiaceae. The transcript is spliced from 2 exons. Bases 51 to 596 code for a protein of 181 amino acids.